This is a messenger RNA of Uloborus diversus, 861 nucleotides long. RefSeq lists its product as uncharacterized. Gene Ontology annotation, molecular function: protein binding. Lineage: Eukaryota; Metazoa; Arthropoda; Arachnida; Araneae; Uloboridae. The transcript is spliced from 4 exons. The record is from RefSeq and is a predicted model, not a curated record. Bases 1 to 861 code for a protein of 286 amino acids.
AUGGCUGCAGACUCCUCAGCAAUGUUGCAGUUGGUUGGUUGGCUAAAAGUACAUAGCAAAGAGGAAACUGUGUUCAGUGUGCCUAUCGAGGGAUGCCGAGAUCCGUGGAAUGUGUCUGUGGUGCUAAUUUCGUGGCGUCCUCCCGCCGUCAAAGUCCAUUGGAAUUUCAGCCCCACAAAUUUUUCCGUGGAGAGAUUUGAGCUCACCUACCGUCCACUGAAUGCCAGGUAUCGAGUGGUGCACGAGAUUUCCGGGGAGCAGCGAUCCGUGACUCUGGAGCGUCUGCAACCUGCGACAGAAUACCAACUGUACCUGGUGGCCUUCGCCGUCUCCGGCCAACAGACCAACAUCAGCAACAAGGUGCACUUCGUCUCGCCCGACGUCACGCAAAAUGACAGUUGGAUCCAGAAAGGCGAUUCGUCACAGCUGGAAGAGGAGACCCCCGCUCCAUUCACCGUCAGAGAAGAGGAGGUUGUGAUCGUCGUCCUAGUCCUGGCCGUCUGGGUCUUCGUCAUCGUCCUCUUCUUCAACAAGUGGGGGAAGAUCCGAAUGCUUGAGCCUUACCAACCUCAGUACCAUUCCCACCCCGUCAUCGCGAAACCGGCACGCCUGCCACUGAACGAUGCCCUCGCCCCUCUCGAACGAUUCAACCUGGAGUUCGGGGCAGCGCCCACCCCCUACCAUGUGCACAAGAUGAGACCAAGACAGAACUCAGUGUUCGUGGGAAGCCCGUAUAGAAGUAGGAGCGGAUCUGUGUUGUCAGAACCUAGAAUCCCGAGGAAGGUUAAAAGUGCUGAAGACAUUAAAUCUCUAGUGAUCCAAGUUGGAGAUCGCAUGCUGCAGCAGUCGACAGCCCUUUGA